CAGCGGUACAAACUCACUUUUUGCUGGAUUGCAGUUUGAUUUUUCUUUUAAUUAAUCAUUCAGGAACGGAUGUGGGAGGAGCAGACACAACUCGGGACAUCCGUGGCUUCGCAGUCAAGUUCUACACUGAAGAAGGGAACUGGGACAUCAUUGGACUUCAUGUUCCAGUAUUCCCUAUUCGAGAUCCUAUUCUGUUCCCGAGUUUCGUUCACACGCAGAAACGGAAUCCGGUAACCAAUCUAAGGGACCUGAAUAUGUUUUGGGACUUCUUCUCCUUGAGGCCUGAAAGCAUUCAUCUACUACUAUACCUAUUUUCUGAUCAAGGUAUCCCUGAAAGUUAUAGAAACAUAGACGGAUUCAGCAUCAAUACAUACAAGCUCGUGAAUGAAUCCAAAGAAAUUUUUUACUGCAGAUUUGCAUUUAUGACGGAUCAAGGGAACAAGUAUUUUUCCGCUGAAAGGGCUUCCCAACUGGCUUCAUCAGAUCCAGAUGUUUAUGGAAGAGAUCUAUACAACGCUGUUGAAAAUGGGAAUUAUCCGUCUUGGACCUUUUGCAUUCAAGUGAUGACUUCCGAAGAAGCUAAAAGCUGCAGUUUUAAUCCGUUUGAUGUUACAAAGGUAUGGCCUGAAAAGGAGUUUCCAUAUAUAAAAGUAGGCAAAAUGGUCCUCAAUAAGAAUCCUACUAAUUAUUUUGCCGAAGUUGAACAAAUCUCUUUCUGCCCUGCAAACUUAGUUCCUGGAGUUGAGCCAAGCCCAGAUAAAGUACUUCAGGGUCGCAUAUUUUCUUAUUUGGAUGCUGCAAGGUACAGACUUGGAACCAACUUCUACCAAAUUCCUGUCAAUUGUCCUUUCCGUUCCCGCCCAAGGAAUUACGAGCGAGACGGAACUGCUACGGUCACCGACAAUCAAGAUGGAGCACCUAACUAUUAUCCGAAUAGCUUUGGGGGACCCGUGGAAGAUCCAAAAGCAAGAGAGAGCACUUUCCCCGUCCAUGGCGAAGCAGCCCGAUACGACACUUCUGAUGAUGACAACUUCACUCAGCCAGGAAUCUUUUACAGAAAAGUUCUCAAUGAAGGAGAAAGAUCUCGCUUGGUGAACAAUAUUGUGAGCAGUCUAUCGAAUGCUGAAGAGUUCAUCCAAGAACGACAGGUUGAAAACUUCAGUCGAGUUGAUCCAGAUCUUGGAGGAAGAAUCAGAAUUGGCCUUCAGCAACAGAAAGAAUUAUAAAAUAUUGGAAUGAUAUGAAUAAAGGUGGAAAAAGUUGAUGACAAUUUGCGACCAGAGAUCUCUAUUUGCAGGUAGAAUCGAAUUUAACUCGAAGCGAAGUGACCUGAAAUGAAAUCAGAUCUUCCCCUUUAAAAGAAGAAGCAAAUCUACCUUGACCUUGUAAACUCAACUGAAGAUUCUGAAAGAGCAUUCUCAAAAUUUAACAUCAAGCACAACCAGAAAGUUGACCUUAUGUUUUAUAUUACUCAUUUUUAUAUCUAUUUAUUAUGAUCAGUUGGCAGUUUCGAGUAGGUUAUUAAAUGGUACUUUUAAAAAAUAAUUUUACUUCUAAUUAAAUGGACAGACAUAAAUAUUGUAUAAUAAAAAUAAAAUUUCUACCGUACAGAUAUAAUGAGUACAUAUCAAUAAAACUGCGAUCUGAUUUAAAAAAAAAAAA
Messenger RNA from Uloborus diversus, 1662 nucleotides. RefSeq names its product catalase-like. NCBI's taxonomy places the organism in Eukaryota, Metazoa, Arthropoda, Arachnida, Araneae, Uloboridae. Bases 255 to 1226 code for a protein of 323 amino acids. Gene Ontology annotation, molecular function: heme binding; catalase activity. The transcript is spliced from 8 exons. Gene Ontology annotation, biological process: response to hydrogen peroxide; hydrogen peroxide catabolic process. The record is from RefSeq and is a predicted model, not a curated record. Gene Ontology annotation, cellular component: peroxisome; cytoplasm; mitochondrion.